Arthroderma uncinatum is the source of this 1182-nucleotide messenger RNA. RefSeq lists its product as uncharacterized. The record is from RefSeq and is a predicted model, not a curated record. The transcript is spliced from 2 exons. NCBI's taxonomy places the organism in Eukaryota, Fungi, Ascomycota, Eurotiomycetes, Onygenales, Arthrodermataceae. Bases 1 to 1182 code for a protein of 393 amino acids. Gene Ontology annotation, molecular function: protein binding. Gene Ontology annotation, biological process: cell division.
AUGGCCAAAACCAGACCCUCGAAGAAACAAUCGAAGAAGAAGUCCAAGUCGGUCCUCCACGGCACCAAAGGCAUGUCGUCAAGACCGAAGGAGGACCCGCAAGUCCUGUUCGAACGAGCCACAAUUCUACUUCAAACCGGACAGCCAGACGAAGCAUUGCCGCUUGUUGAACGAGCACUAAACAAUAUUUCCUCAGACUCGCCAAAAUACUUGAUUGGACUGAAUUUGAUCGGAGAGAUAUACGUUGAACUAGGCGAGGUCGAUUUGGCGCGAGAGAAAUUCCUACGAGCCGUGGAACUAGAUCCGGAAGGUGAAAUAGACGAGACGAUUGAUGGGGCCGCGGAAAAGUUUCUAUGGCUUGCUCAAUUGAGUGAAGAAGGUGGGAAGGAUAGUGUGCGAUGGUUUGAGAGAGGGGUAGGGGCAUUGAAGAGAAACUUGCAAUCUCUAGAAGGGAAAAGCGAUGAGACCGCGGAAGAGAUACGGGAAGGGUUUAAAAAGAGACUUGCGCAUGCGCUCUGUGGUGUGGUGGAAAUAUACAUGACAGAUCUAUCAUGGGAAGAAGAUGCAGAAAGCAGGUGUGAGGCAUUAAUUACAGAGGCCCUACUAGUAGCCCCUGACUCUUCAGAAUGUCUUCAGACCCUGGCAUCCGUCAGAAUAUCACAGCUCCGAUUAGAUGACGCCAAAGCGGCACUAUCACGAAGCCUAGAUAUAUGGAAAGAUGAACCGCCAGAGAGCACCCUGAUACCAGAUUUCCCAUCUCGAAUAAGCCUUUCUCGACUGCUGAUGGAGGUCGAGAUGGAAAACGAGGCACUCCAGGUGCUAGAGCGAAUGGUGUUUGAAGACGACCAGAGUAUCGAGACAUGGUACCUGGGAGGAUGGUGCCUGUAUCUAAUAGGCAAAAAGGACCACAAGCAAGCCCAGGGCGAGGUUGACGCAGAGACAAAAGAGCAACAGGGUGCAACUUUUUUCACAAGUCGGAAAUGGCUAAAACAUGCCUUGAAGUUGUGUGAGACUGUCGGUUAUGAGGAUGAAAAGCUGAAAGAACAUGCUCUCGAACUGGUCCAGGAACUUGAGAACGAGCUGGGAGUUUCUGGUGAAGACGAAGCUGGCGAAGAUGAUGUCUGGGAGGACGAGACGGAUGAUUCUGAUUCGGAUAAUGAUCAUGACAUGGCAGACUCUUAA